Molecule: messenger RNA, 1735 nt
Organism: Prunus mume (Japanese apricot)
Lineage: Eukaryota; Viridiplantae; Streptophyta; Magnoliopsida; Rosales; Rosaceae
Product: cytochrome P450 704C1-like
Biological process (GO): proteolysis
Molecular function (GO): heme binding; metalloendopeptidase activity; monooxygenase activity
Source: RefSeq, a predicted model, not a curated record
GAGAAAUGGUGAGAGUGAAGUUGUUCACGUUUCAGAUAAACGGCUUCGAUGGGCAUGACCGAGUUCGUAUUGUCGUGCCUGAACAUCUGAACUGAUAAAAUUUUAAGCACCAUGUUGAAGAUGGGCUUCAAUGCAUUUUGCUUGCCUGUCAGGAAGAUUGUCGUCUCCACGGAGUUGCUGAAACAUUUUAGAAGUGAUGCUGAGAUAGCUACGAUCAUUGGUCAUGAGGUUGGGCAUGCAGUUGCUCGACAUUCUGCAGAGGGCAUUACAAAGAACCUGUGGUUUGCAAUCAUGCAACUGAUACGUUAUCAGUUUGUUAUGCCUGAUGUUGUCAACACAAUGUCCAAUCUUUUCUUAAGGCUUCCUUUUUCUCAAAGAUCCUGCAAAUGUGGAAUAUAUCCUCAAAACAAACUUUGCAAACUAUGGCAGGAUGGUUUGGGUAGUGGGAUCUUCGCCGUGGAUGGCGAAAAAUGGGUACAUCUAAGGAAGAUAGCACGCAAUGAAUUAUCAACCAAAGCAGUGAGAGACUUCAGCGGUGCUGUUUUCAAAAGCAAUGGUGUAAAACUUGCUCGGAUAAUUUCUGAAGCUGCAACCUCCGACCAAGCAAUAGACAUCCAAGAUUUGUUUAUGAAAGCAGCCUUAGAUUCAAUCGUCAAGGUUCUCCUUGGUAUCGAAGUAGACACCAUGUAUGGGACAAAUGAAGAAGCUACCCGGUUUUCCAAUGCGUUUGAUGUAGUAAAUGAGAUGACCUUGUAUCGUUGCGUUGAUUUCUCCUGGAAGAUUAAAAAGUUGUUGGACAUUGGAUCAGAAGCUAUGCUAAGGAAGAAUUUAAAAGUGGUAGAUGAGUUUGUUUAUAACUUAAUCAAAAGCAAGACUGAAACAGUUCCUAAUUCAGGAGAUGAUCCACAUUUGAAGAGAAGAGACAUUGUUUCAAGGCUUUUGGAAUCGAGGGAGACUGAUCCAAAGUACUUGAGAGACAUGAUCUUCAGUCUGGUUGUUGCCAGAAAAGACACAACGGCUAGCACUCUUUCAUGGUUUAUUUAUAUGAUCUGCAAGCAUCCUCAUAUACAGGAAAAGAUUGCACAGGAACUUAGAGAAGCAACAAAUGUGAAGGAUAAUUCAAGCAUUGAUGAGCUUGCCGACAACCUUACUGAAGAAGCCCUUGACAAAAUGCAAUAUCUGGUUGCAGCUUUGACUGAGACAACCAGGCUCUACCCUGCAGUUCCAUUGAAUGCGAAGAUUUGUUCAUGUGACGAUACUUGGCCAGAUGGAUUUAGUGUAAAAAAAGGGGAUUUGGUGGGAUAUCACGCUUAUGGCAUGGGGAGGAUGAAAUUUCUAUGGGGUGAUGAUGCGGAAGAAUUUCGGCCAGAGAGAUGGCUCGACGAAAAUGGGGUUUUCAAGCAAGAAAGCUCUUUCAAAUUCACAGCCUUCAGUGCCGGUCCAAGGAUUUGUCUAGGGAAGGACUUUGCUCAUAGAGAGACGACGAUGUUUUCUGCUGUACUUGUUGGCAGCUACAUAUUCAAGCUGAGGGAUGAGAACAAAGUGGCCAACUACAAGACCAAGAUCAGCCACCAUAUUGAGGGAGGCCUUUAUGUGCAAGCGUCUCCAAGAUUUGCGCAUGCAAUGCAAGACCUUAAAUAGAUAUAUGUAUGCCUUAAACUUCCAGUACUUUUUCUAUAUAUUUAUUGUAUUACUUCUUAAUUAUCAUAACAAAAGAAGCAGCCUAUAGUUCGUU